This is a messenger RNA of Papilio polytes (common Mormon), 2543 nucleotides long. RefSeq names its product kidney mitochondrial carrier protein 1 (gene Bmcp). The coding region runs from base 411 to 1388 and encodes 325 amino acids. The transcript is spliced from 6 exons. The record is from RefSeq and is a predicted model, not a curated record. Lineage: Eukaryota; Metazoa; Arthropoda; Insecta; Lepidoptera; Papilionidae. Gene Ontology annotation, biological process: transmembrane transport.
AGGAUGAAAACUAACACUAGAAAUAGAAUUAAAUGUCAUUAACAUCAACGGUCACGUAUAAGUCGAAAGGCAAAAGCUAUCAUGUCCUAGCAAAGAUAUACCCGUUUAUACAUAUCAGUGAAAAUUAUCAAUUGUCAGUGUCUGUUGUGUCAAAGUGUCAAAUUGUCAGAAUAAUUUUUGAAUGUCGCUCGAUAAGAAAUUCUUGCGGGUUUAGUUAUUCAAUUUGUUCAUCAUAUUUCCAUGAUGGAGUAAUCAUUGGUAUAGGUGAUGAACAUUAUCAUUCUAAUCAGAGCACUAGUGUCGCCGGAUAAAGAUUAAGGUUAUCUCUCAUUGUUAAAAAUCGGGCACUGGUAAUAAUUGUAAACAAGUUGGUCGCUUGAAGAAUUUAGCGCAUAUAGUUUUCGCAUGUGAUGGGAGAUAGAGACUGGAGACCGUUUAUUUAUGGCGGCUUGGCCUCGAUCGUGGCGGAGUUUGGUACGUUUCCAAUUGACACAACAAAAACCCGUCUUCAGAUCCAGGGUCAGAAGAUAGACCCGCGCCAUGUGGAGCUGCGCUACACGGGCAUGGUGGACUGUUUUGUGAAGACUUCUCGCCAGGAAGGAGUUAAGGCAUUGUACUGUGGGAUAUGGCCGGCGGUGCUGCGGCAGGCGACGUACGGCACGAUCAAGUUCGGCACGUACUACUCGCUGAAGGCGGCGCUGGGCGCGCGGCGCGCGGACGGCGGCGCGGCCGAGCACCUGCCCACCAACACGCUGUGCGCCGCGCUCGCCGGCGGACUCUCCAGCGCCAUCGCCAACCCCACUGACGUCCUCAAAGUCCGCAUGCAGGUCGCCCUCGCCGUACGGAGAAGCGAGUCACGGUACCGGCCGAGCGAGUCACGUACUCAAGAGAGUGGUGGUGCAGGUGGGCGACGAGAAGCGCAACCUGGUGCGGUGCUUCGUGUCGAUCUACCGCGCGGAGGGGUACGCGGGGCUGUGGCGCGGCGUGGGGCCGACGUCGCAGCGCGCGGCGCUGAUCGCGGCGGUGGAGCUGCCCGUGUACGACGCGUGCAAGCGCCGCCUGCAGCCCGCGCUCGGCGACGCGCCGCUCAACCACCUCGCCUCCAGCCUGCUGGCCAGCCUCGGCAGCGCCGUCGCCAGCACGCCGCUCGACGUCGUGCGGACGCGGCUAAUGAACCAAAGAAACGUGAAAGACUCGCGGGAGCCGACGCACAGGAUCUACCGCGGCACCGUCGACUGCUUCGUUCAGACGGUGCGCAACGAGGGUCCGCUGGCGCUGUACAAGGGGUUCGUGCCGACGUGGCUGCGCAUGGGGCCCUGGAACAUCAUCUUCUUCCUCACGUACGAGCAGCUGAAGCAGUUCUACUGAGGCUACGAGCUAUCAGAUGACAGCGCUCGUUGUGACGUCAUCGUUGCGUUGCUUUAUUCGUAUAGAAAUUGCACAUCGUUUGAUAUUUAUUAUACACUUCUAUGGUAGUCAUUUAAGCAUUAUAAUGAGAUUUUGUUGUGUAUAGAGCUGACAGUUCUGACAGAUGUGUCAUUUGUUGUAGGACGAGUGAACAUUGUAGAAGGGUGAGAUACGCGCCUGUCGAUACAUGUAGGAAAUUUAUAUCACCUUUUUGCAUGCUUAGGAUAAUUAGUGAAAUUUAUCUUGAUGUGAAGAAAACGUUUGUAACAAAGUAAUUUUUUGUCUCACUUUGACAUCAUUUAUAUUCGUAUGUUGAGGUACAUAGUACCGCCUCUGCCAGGUCAGUGCGCUCACUGGCUGCGGCUGUUUCUUAGUAAGUAGGGAUGUCGCGCCGCAAUACCUUUUGACAACUCCACUGUUUACUUGCGUGUUAGUUGAAAAUUAUUUCGAAUAAAUCAUACAAGUACAUAUUUUCUUUAUAAUAAACAUUUAUCGCAAUUUUCUUAUUCAGCAACUGCUUGCAUUUCUUCUAUUGCUUUUGUUUGCAUUUCUGGUUUACAAUUUUUUAUUUUCGAUUCCAAAAUAAUUGAAUAUUAGUCAAAAAACAAACAUUUCAUCACAUGAGUAGUGAUUAGUUGGCCAGCUUUUGGAAAACCGAUUCGAUACAAUGUUAAAUGUAGAGAUUUUGUGUUCCCAUUUAACAUAGAAUUAAAUGUGCCCCUUAUUUGUAAGUAGUACUUUUGUUAAUAGACAAUUAGGCAAUCAAUCUAAGUACUAAUACUCGAGUACAGUUACCUGUGGUUGACUUGGCACCCCAACUCAAACUUGGACAACUCAAUUCCUGGUACUGAAGAUUUUUGGUAGCCACUAAUUAAAUAUAAUGAAUUAACAAAAACACGACAUAACUUUAUCUGAAAAACGCUAAAAUUAGGAAUCGACACUUCCCUGAUUUUUCUACAUUUGAUCUUUUAUGUUUACUUUGUGAAGGUUCCUUUUAUAAUAAAGUUAAAGUAUGUAGAUGUAAGUGAUUGUGUUCAGAACACGCUAACUUAUUGUGUAAGUAUGUAUGUGUAUAUAUUAAGUAGGUACAAAGAAUCAGCCAAAAUAUUCCUGGAAUAAAGAUUUACAAUGUUAAA